AGGUUUUGUUUAUCUUUCUGGGUUUGUUCCCAUUCAAAUUUUUUUACCUUCUUCAAGUAUGAGCAUAUAAGGUAACGGUGUCUAGUUAGUUUCCUGCCAUUGCUUUUCAUAAUCCUUCAACAAAUAUGCAGUCACUCGAAUUCGGCCUUUGUUAUUUAAGCAGGCAAAUGAUGGUAGUAAUUCAUUCUUUUCUCUGCUUAGAAGUGAUGUGUUACACAUGAGAAUGUGUCCUAUUAUCAUUCUGAUUUCUUCAUAUAUAUCAAGUUUGAUGAGCAACAAAAGGAUUUGGAAAGAGUAGGGAUGUCUGUCUGGUUAUGAAAUGUUUUUGAUAUACCAGAAAAUGCUAAUUCGUUAGUGAUUUAUGUUUUGAUACACAUGAGCUGCCUAUACGACAAUGGACUCAAGAUUAUAAAGAAUUUCUUGAAUCAAUUAUGACAGGAAAUGAUAAAAUCAAGGACCCAUUUAUCAAGGAUUACAGAGAGCACAACGAUGACACCACCGUACACUUUGAAGUUAUUAUGUCCGAGGAGAACUUGAUCAUGGCAAAGCAAGAGGGCUUGCUAAAGAAAUUUAAACUCACCACAACUAUCAGCACAAGCAACAUGCAUCUGUUCGACCCAAAAGGCGUGAUUAAGAAAUAUGAAACCCCUGAACAGAUUCUUGAAUUCCACGAAUCAGAGGUCAUCUGUCAAACUUAGGUAUUUCCCCCCUUCUUCUUCUGAUUCUACCAUUCUGGUUGACCUCCCUAGGAGGGAAAGUGUAGAAAGGUGGGAGGCUUGUUUAGUGGGGCAUUUUUUGGGUAGGAAUCUCAAUUAGUUUUGGGAGGCCUGUCUAGGGUUUUACAAUCAUAUUGAAUUCUUGUUCAGUCGCAGCAAAGCCUGUCUCUCUCUCUCUCUCUCUCUCUCUCUCUCAUGUAUAACAACCCAAGUGAGUUGGUUAGGUGGAUUCUUGGAGUUUCAACUCCAGAAGGUCCCACAUGAAGUGGGCUUGAUUCUAGCUUGAGCUUGAGCACCUUUUUAUUUUCCAAAAAGCUCCAAAUUGCCUUGCUCGAUUAGCCCUCAAGCAGGCUCUAGGUUUGGAUCAAUUGUUGACCUAAUUAGGUCAAUAAUUAUUUUAUUUUU
Camellia sinensis is the source of this 1121-nucleotide messenger RNA. Lineage: Eukaryota; Viridiplantae; Streptophyta; Magnoliopsida; Ericales; Theaceae. The record is from RefSeq and is a predicted model, not a curated record.